Messenger RNA from Nematostella vectensis (starlet sea anemone), 425 nucleotides. RefSeq names its product molybdopterin synthase sulfur carrier subunit-like. Gene Ontology annotation, biological process: Mo-molybdopterin cofactor biosynthetic process. Lineage: Eukaryota; Metazoa; Cnidaria; Anthozoa; Actiniaria; Edwardsiidae. Bases 103 to 387 code for a protein of 94 amino acids. The transcript has 3 exons. The record is from RefSeq and is a predicted model, not a curated record.
UAUAACCCAGUCUCCGCGAAAAAUUGAUCAGCUCAGUCAACACUGACUCAUCGAUUCACGAACGAUGCAACCCGAAAGGACCCUAAAAUAGCAAAUUUCUGAAUGGAUCUUCUUAACAAUGGUACAGAUUCUAAAGUAAAGGUAGUAUUACUAUUUUUUGCCCAAAGCCGUGAACUUGCCGAACAAAAAUCAGCUGAAAUCUCACUUCCAGUCGAAACUUCACGAGAAGAACUCUUAGAAACAAUCACAAACCUGUACCCAAGGAUCUCACAGAUUCAAAACAACAUUGUCUUGUCAGUAAACCAACAAUACCUUGAAGAAGAGUGCACUGUUAGGUUACAAACAGGAGACGAAAUUGCUGUUAUUCCCCCCAUAAGUGGUGGAUAACACAGGAAAAAUCAUUUUGUGCCGUCAGCCAUCAGAAA